AUGGAGGCAUCUGCUUGUGCAGACGAGUAUGAGCAUAGUAUACCAAAUGUUAUGUAUGUAGUAAACAAUAUACCAGGUCCGGGUAUAGAUUUAGAUGAUUUCGAAUCGGUAUAUUCGCUAGGCUGUUUGUGCGUAGAUACAUGCUCCAAUUGUUCGUGUACACGUGGUUCUCCGAAUUAUGUCGACGAUCGGAUUCUAGAUGAAAAAUUAGGAGAGCCCAUAAUCGAAUGCAAUUGUUGCUGUACUUGUGGAGUGAACUGUGGCAAUAGAGUGAUACAGAAAGGUCCGUUGGAUUGCUUAGUUGUAUCGAAAGUAGGCGAGAAAGGACUUGGUUUGCUUACGACUAAAUUCAUUCAGAAAGGUCAAUUUAUUUGUGAAUAUGCUGGUGAAGUUAUAGGUAUCGAAGAAGCACGAUACAGAGUAGAAGCAAAUAAAAAUGAUACGAAUUAUGUUCUAGUAGUUUCUGAACAUGUUGGGAACCGAACUAUCAUUACGUGUAUAGAUCCUAAAUAUUUUGGUAACAUUGGACGGUAUUCCAACCACAGUUGUGAACCAAAUGCUAAUCUUGUACCUAUUAGAGUCGAAGGAGUAGUGCCUCGAUUAUGUUUGUUCGCAUCUAGGGGCAUAGACAUCGGGGAAGAGAUAACCUUUAACUAUGCAGGUGGAGUUGCUAAUUCCGUCCAUGAACUCAGUGAUACGCCCUGUCUUUGUGGUUCUAGUAACUGUGUUGGUUAUUUGCCUCAUAAUUCUAUUUAAAAAUACUUAGAAGCCGUCAAGUGUUUCAUUGAGAUGAACGUGUCCUGCAUUGUGCUUCCAAAAUUCUGACACAUAAAUGAAACUGAUGGCUCUCUAAUUAGAUUCUUAAACGUUCGGAACGUAAAUAUUGAUAAUAGUAUCAUUAUCGUUUUAGUAUAAUUGGCACUUUCGUUGCUUUGUUGGGU
Dufourea novaeangliae is the source of this 941-nucleotide messenger RNA. Its product is annotated as histone-lysine N-methyltransferase SETMAR. Gene Ontology annotation, molecular function: protein binding; zinc ion binding; histone H3K9 methyltransferase activity. Gene Ontology annotation, cellular component: nucleus. The transcript has a single exon. Bases 1 to 756 code for a protein of 251 amino acids. NCBI's taxonomy places the organism in Eukaryota, Metazoa, Arthropoda, Insecta, Hymenoptera, Halictidae. The record is from RefSeq and is a predicted model, not a curated record.